AUGGGAUACAGCAUUCCAAGAUAUAGCUCAAGAUACAACCAGAGAUUGCCACGGCUCCGGAGCCGGCUCUUGGCUCCGGCUCUGAGCGGCUCCGGCUCUGAGCCAGGAGCCGGAGCCGGAAAUUUUAGGGUCGGCUCCGGCUCCCGAGUCGGAGCUGGCUCCGACAUUGGCAAAGUCGGAGCCAAGUUUCCCAGCGGUCAGAAAAGUAAAAAUUUCGUGCCCUUGUUAAACCAAAUUGCUUGAAAAACACUGCGGAGGAUGUGACUUGACUGCAAAAACGUUGGCUGUAUGAUCUCUGGCACUAAUAACUUUUAUUUUUGGAAAAAUAUUUUUAAAAAAACAUUUUGCAUAGAAGCCGGGAUUCGGAGCCGGACGCCUUUUUAAAUUUUGCACAGAGCCAAGAGCCGGAGCUGCAAAUUUGGCCUCGGCUCCGGCUCUGGGAGCUAAGAGCCGGAGCCGAGGCCACCGGCUUCCGUGA
Bursaphelenchus xylophilus (pine wood nematode) is the source of this 478-nucleotide messenger RNA. Lineage: Eukaryota; Metazoa; Nematoda; Chromadorea; Rhabditida; Aphelenchoididae. The record is from the annotation of a GenBank genome assembly.